CUCUUUUACCGAGCGUGGUGGAGUGCAGACGCCCACGACCGUCUCUCAGUGGCGGACUGGUCAUUCAAGAUAAGAUAACUCGUCGACAAUCCACUGGACAGUUAAAUAGCCUUGCCGAUUCCAAUAAGCCUCAGUCGUGCGGAGGACAAGCCUACACAGUGAGCUCUUGUUGCCUCCCUAAGAAACCUACGAGCUCGAAUAAAAGAAACUUCACGCGGUAAAGAAAAAUUGGACACACACACGGUAACACCAGCCACCUCCUUUCACUCGCUCGUUCUUGCUUGGUAAACCUUCCACCAGUCUGUUUGUUACACCCGCUGCUACACUCACCGCCCCUCUUGCUUAUACACACACCAAACACUCGAACACCUGUUCAAGAUGCCUUAUGACUUCACUACAUGGGAUCGCAACUGCCUGGAGGAACACGUUACACCCAUCGAUGGCACUAUGUCAGGUUCAAUACCACCUUGGCUACGUGGGUCUUAUAUCCUGGAUGGGCCAGGCCGCAUGACCUUUGGGGAAUAUGAGUUCAACCACGUGUUUGAUGGGUCGGCGCUCCUACAGAAGUUUACUUUCGGGGAGACGGGUGUCACCUUCGCCAGCAGGUUCCUCCGCACCUACGCCUACAACACUAACCUCGAACAUGAACAAAUUGUAGUCUCCGAAUUUGGUACGACAGGCAAAUCUGUCGCCAAGAGUAAACUGAGCAAGUUAGGUGAUAGAUUCGCCUUCGACAAGAUGUUCUCCGACAAUGCCCCCAUCGGUGUGGUAACUUUCGGCGGGGAGUACUACUGCAUCACCGAGGCCCCCUUCCUCCAUAAGAUCGACCCUACCACCCUUGAGACCAUCAGCAAGGUGGAUCUCCAUAAGGAACUGGGUAUCAACUCUCACUGCCCCAACCCUCGUACUCUAGCUGACGGCACCACCCUCAAUAUCCUGCACGGUGUUGGUGCUACCGGACCCAAGUAUGACAUCAUGGCCUUCCCGCCCAAGCCACUGGAUGGUAAGGCUCACGUGUUCGCUAAGCCCAAGAAAAUCGCCUCGGUCGACGCUCGGUGGAAACUCAACCCGUGCCACAUGCACACCUUCGGCUUGACAGAGAACUACUUCGUCCUGCUGGAGCAGCCCCUGACCAUCGAUGUGAAGGCCAUGGUCGCCAACACCAUCCGCGACAAGCCCUUCAUUGGCGGCAUGGAGUGGAUGGAGGAUAAGCUGGUGAAAAUUCACCUGAUAAACCGGGAAACAGGGAAGGAGGUGAAACAGAAGGUGAAGUGUGAGGCGUUCUUCUACAUGCACAUCAUCAACUGCCAUGAGCGUGAUAAUCACGUCGUCAUCGAUGUUAACGCCUACAAGAAGCCCGACCUCCUGCACGCCUUCCACGUCAAGAACCUAAGAGAGAAGGGUGGUAACCUGGGCAACGAGCUGGAUGGAGGCAACGUGAAGAGAAUCGUCAUCCCGAUGGAAGUGUCGGAGAAGGUGGCUCCUGAACUCAACUUGGUGAUGCUCCCAGGCACCAAGGCCAAGGCUCACAGGCAGAAGGACGGCUCGCUCAUCCUCACCCCAGACGUGAUCACUGACUAUGCCCAGGAGGUCCCCACCCUCCACCCUGACUACGUCACUAAGAGAUACCGCUACUUCUACGGCAGCAGCGGCAACAUGACCGGCACCACUGGCAAGGUUAGCAAGGUAGACAUGGAGACACGUGAGAUUAAGGAAUGGUGUGAAGAUGACCUCUACACCAGCGUCUCCUACUUCGUGCCGAGACCAGGAGCCACGACUGAGGACGAUGGUGUUCUCCUGGUGACGAUUCUUCACGGAAAAGACAGGAAGAAGAUUACCCUUCUGGUACUGAACUCGGCCGACAUGAGCGAAGCGGCCCGCGUAGUGUUCAUCACCUCCUCAGAUGUCCCCCGCUCUCUCCACGGCAACUUCAUCCCCGCAUGAACAUUAGAAGGAUUUUUUUUUACCCAAGGACAACCUGUGAGGAGAAAAAUUGUUAGAUGAAAACAGAAGUGUUUAACAAUGACAACUUUAGAGCAGCACGGUAACUGCCACGCGAAUUGUGAGAGCAUGCCAGAGCAGAUUAAAAUUAAUACAUAAAUAAAUAAUUACCAGAUCAAAUAGCAAAAUCUCAACUCUCCGAAAGAGCAGAUAACUAAGAACAACUAGAAAAUGUGAGGAGAACCUGCCAAGAAACAAGUGUUCUGACAACAGAACUGAGGACCUGUAACACUGCAGAACCCCCCCCACACACACACACACACACACACACACACACAUUAACUACGGUUCAUGUAAGUGAUAUAUUGCAUAACAGAGGACCAGUAACACCAGUAUUUUUUUCUUACGUUACUUUCCAUAUACCACAAGGCGUAUUUAUACUCUACUACAACAACAGGAGAGAUUUUAAGUAGAAGUGUAUUGUAUAGCAAGUUUUUCUCGCUGACGGAGGACCAUAACAUUAUGAACUGCAUUAUGUGUAAACUACAUUUUUACAAGUACUGUAACUUUUAAGUACUUCAGAUGAAUGUGCCGUAUUUUUUUAAUACAGUGACUUAACAAGUGCAGUACGAUGUAUGAGUGCCGUAAAUUUAUGAAUAAUCUCAUUCCGGUGAAUUUGUCUUUAUAAAUAAUAUAUGUUAAUAAUUGUUUUAUUUAUCUAAGCGUUCUUUAACAUUGAAUCUGUAGAAGUAUUGCAGCCGUUGUCAUCAGCAGCCUCUCCAGCCUGUGGUAGUAGUUUAAUACAAUACUGUACCCGGAAGGACAUAGAACGAACUAUUGAUAGAAAUGUGUACAUCACGCCUCAAAAAUGCCCAGUAUUACUGAUAAAUGCCUAGAUAACAAAAAUCCAGUAAAACUGUGUAAAUUACUACUUUAAAAUCACUCCAUUUUGUCAGUCUUUUCGAGUGUGUGCCCCUCCCUCCCCCCACUGGUCCCUGUACACUACUUGGCAAAAUCGACGAGUGUGUGGACAUGAAGUGUCAGGGGUGGAUCUGUUCACCGUGACCUCUUUCCCAUCUGAAACGCACCAAACUAUCUUAACACAAAUACAAACUAUAAGCAGUGAAAAGCACUCUUUAAUAAGCGUCAUGAUGUUUGAGUUAUGUACACGAGACAUAAUCAUCUUUAAACAUCAGGUAUUUUAUUUUGUUACAGUAAAUGUUGUUUGUUUCAAUGCGGACGUUAACCAAACACAUCUGAAACGUUACCAAGCACAAUAUAUAUUUAUUUACUCGUCACUUACACAAGAUGUUAUCAUUCUUAUAUUGUUUUAUAGUUGUUUUCAGUUGAUGUUGGUAGAUUUUUUUUUAUUUAUACCACAUGUUUAUCAACUGCACCAGAUGUUUACUGUAAGAUCCAGGUGUUGUUUUAUAUACUUACAAAUUAUGUUCUUCGUGUUAACCAGGUGUCAAUCGUUCACAUCACAUGUUUAAUAGCUUCACAAGAUUUAUAUAAAUUUGUGCUAGAUUUUUUGUAUUUACACCAUAUGAUAUUGUUUGAACUAGGUGUAAUUUUUUUUUUUACAUCAGAAGCUUUUUAUUUUCACCAUAUUGUGUUUUACAUUGUUUGUAUUCACACCAUGCUUUAUUUGCACCAGAUGUUUUGUUUCCACUUGAUGUUUUUAUUGACAACAUGUUUUUAUUGUCCCCAAAAUUGUCUUGUUUCCUCUAGAUAUUUUUUUUUUACAUCAGAAGUUUCCAUUUAUACCAAAAAGUUCACAAUUCAACCCCAGAUGUUUAAACAUUCCAUCACAUUUACUCGUGUAGUCUUUUAAGUCUCUUCAGCAAUGUCAACAUAAUUGUAUUAACUGUUAUUUGUGUUUAUACCAUUUUACUGUACCUCCUUCACUGUUCAGUAAAGAAAUGAUGGAAAUCUUAUGA
Homarus americanus (American lobster) is the source of this 3881-nucleotide messenger RNA. RefSeq names its product carotenoid isomerooxygenase-like. Gene Ontology annotation, biological process: retinal metabolic process; carotene catabolic process. Bases 379 to 1944 code for a protein of 521 amino acids. Gene Ontology annotation, molecular function: carotenoid dioxygenase activity; beta-carotene 15,15'-dioxygenase activity. Lineage: Eukaryota; Metazoa; Arthropoda; Malacostraca; Decapoda; Nephropidae. The record is from RefSeq and is a predicted model, not a curated record. The transcript has 10 exons.